Messenger RNA from Dibothriocephalus latus, 1755 nucleotides. Lineage: Eukaryota; Metazoa; Platyhelminthes; Cestoda; Diphyllobothriidea; Diphyllobothriidae. The record is from the annotation of a GenBank genome assembly.
GCAUCAAUCCUUCGUCGACAUUCACUUCCAGCCAACCUUGUACGACCAAAUUUUUCCAAAAAAGUCACUUUCAGUUGUGUAGACCUCUAUCACUUUGAUCGCCUACAGGGCUUCACCUGUGUACCUAGUCAAGGAGGCUCCACUCUUGGAAUGGCUACGAAACACUUUGUUAAAGAAAUUUUUACCGUAAACGAACACCAAAGACACCGACGCCAGCAGCGGAAUGCUGCUCUUCUUCGAUUUUGUUUGGAUGGCAAACUGUUGCUCUCACUUCAGCACUUCCGCAUGCUAGAAAGAAAAGUGGAAAGAGCAAAGCAUGCUCAGCUUAAUGAAGUCGUCCAGUCUCCUGUUGAUGCUGUGUUACCAUCCGACUAUUUGCACAAUAACGAAACCAGAGAAAAUUGCAUUUCAAAUGCCAUUGAAGAUACUUGUUUUGGAAUACGAACUAGUUCCCCACCACAGCCGAGUGUGACCUUUGAGGUCAAGCAGAACGCCUCGUUGGAAGAGGUGGAUCACUCACUCAAACGACGAUUACAAGAUUCUCCGCAGUAUGAUGCGUCUUCUGAAGCCACGUCAAAAGAGGACGACCAUGAAGAUCUCAGUUUUCUCGAGAGCAUUGAGGAUUAUUACUUUCUUCAACCUUUGCCUGUCAAGAAGCGGCGUGUAUUACUGAGGAGAGCAGGUCUUGAAAAGAUCGAUGGGACAGAGAAGUCGGAGUGUCAGGCCAUUCGCAUUAGUCGGACUCAGUGUGGCUGCACUUGCUCUAACGGUGUCUGCGAUCCCAAGUCCUGUCAGUGCUCCAAAAAUGGGAUAACCUGCCAAGUAGAUCGACUCAAUUUCCCCUGCUCAUGCGUCAGUCCCCACCAUUGUCGGAAUCCCGCCGGUAGAAUUGAAUUUAAUCCGGUGAGAGUAAAAACGCACUAUCUGCACACUCGUAUGCGCCUCGAAAUGGAGAGACAACGCGAGGAGGAGAGACAACAAAAUGCCGAAUUCAGCACUAGUAUCCACACACGGUCGGGAGUGUCGCCAAAAAAUAUCCUUUCCGGGACAUCGUGCAAUAAUGACAAGGAAGGAGCUGUCGCAGGCACUGAUAUUGUCUCGUCAAAUUCCCGGUCUUGCAUGUCUUGUGAGCCCGCAACCGCCCACUCCCGGUCAAAUGAGAGCAUGCAGUACAAGCACGUGUCCUUCUUUGAAAGCCCAGAGGAAUCAGAAGCUUUCCUCGCAGAGCUUAAUACCACCCCUCAGGGCAGUUGUCGCGAUUGUCAAAAUGACCCCUACGUCCAAGUGCUAAUCCGGGAGUUGACUCAACGUGAGCCCUGCUUACAAGCGGUUCAGGAGUCAUCUGGUGCGGAGCUGGCCGGAGGUGGUACUGCUGGACCGGACUUGUCAAAUUCGCUAAAUAUGCAUGCAGAAGGGGAGGAGUGCGUAAACAAGAAAAUGCUUGAUGGUAAUCUCGCCUUCGAGCAGGGCAGCUUUGUUGUUGGUUCUCUUUACGUAAAACAGACUGCUCCCACCAAAGACGCACUCUUUGAGGAUACCCUGGUGGCCCAAACGCACACACAAAGUGUGGAACCUCCAUUAACCCCACGUUCUGUCGAAUUGGAAGGCGUGCGUACCGGCUGUGGCGAUACUGAUCCUCCAACUCCGAUGCUCGCAUUCAGUGGAGCUUCGUCAGUGGGACCUGUUCAGUCGUCUCCACCACCGCGGCCGCCUUCAGCUAACUCUCCGUCAAUGUACGAAGUAGUCACCGCUUGA